GAAAACUUAGAGAGGACCGCAAAAAAAAAGGAAAAGGAUAUCAGUAUUCAACAUACGAAAGAAAAUCGGAGACCUACCUGUGACGAAGCCCCAAAAGACGAGAAUGCCGAGGCACCGAAUAAGAGAGACGAUGACGCGAGGGAGAUGGUGAGCGAACCGAAAGAAGUUAAGAGAUUAGCGCAAGACCUAGAGGAGAAACAUCAUCUAAAGCAAGCGAGGAACCGACUGGAAAACGUAUCGACAGACGAUAGAGCUGAAGGGAGUCUUGAUGAGAAGAUUUGUCCCGAGUCGCAAGAGGUCAACCACGUGGAAAGGGUUGGUGAAGCUGUUCAAGGGAUCAAUGCAACGAUCAGAAAUCGAGAGCUAACCCGUGACGAAGUAUCGGUUGCUCACGAUUGCCUGAAGCCAUGGGAAGAAACAUUUGUUACGAAUGCUAGAACCACGAUGCCCGGAGUCAACGAGAAGAGCAGCCACAGGACCGAAGCGGAGGACGAACCAGAAAAAGAAGAGAAGAAGUCCAUAACGAGCCGCGAGCAAGACCAGGAACACCAAGGAGGAGGGCUCGAUGUGAAUAUCGGAAACGAAGAGGAGAUUCAUGACGACACACCAAUAAACUCCGAAGAACCUGCGAGGAAAGAAGAUCAAGAAUUCGUAGAGAACAAUGGGAAAAGGGAUAUCGAAACCACGAUGACGUACCUGGUGGAGAGUGUACCUACAACACACCCAUGUAUGUGCCUGUGGAACGAUUGUCUGAUACCCCUGCCCCAUACCGGAAAGUCACUAGACGAAAACAGACC
Messenger RNA from Acaulospora morrowiae, 797 nucleotides. Lineage: Eukaryota; Fungi; Glomeromycota; Glomeromycetes; Diversisporales; Acaulosporaceae. The record is from the annotation of a GenBank genome assembly.